UAUAUUUAUUUUCUCUUUUCACUAAAAAAAGCAACCUUGUUUUUCAACAAAAUCAUUACCAAUUCAUUAAAGAAUUAAUAACAACUAUGCUUAAAAGAAUAUUUUUACGUUCUUCACAAUUUUCUUUUAUGCUGCUCAUUGGCUCAUUCGUUGACAUUUAUUUAACAAACGAUCUACGUAUCAUCGUGUUGCUUUCGUUUCUUACGAAUAGGUAGUGAUUUAUAACAGUAAUUUAUACGCUCGUCUCUGAUAGAACCAAUAACUAAAAUAAAUUUUCACGAGAAGUUUAUUAACGUGGUAAUAACGUUGUGAGCAAAGUGUUUAAAUAUGUUAACUAACGUUGUGGUGAAAAACGAACCGCUGGAUAAUAAUUUCGAAGAUAUGAUCGCACAACAAUCUAAUACUAAGCAAGAAUUUAUUUUUAAUGUGGCUAAUAUUAAAGAAGAACUUGAUGAAGGCAGCGACAUUUCGACGGAUGAGUUCAAAACUUUGUGGACCGAACAGAAGCGAAGUGUUGUUAUUGACAAUAAUACCGACGACCUUAGAUUGCCUAAUCAACUGAAGCAAACGAAGUUCAUAGAAAGCAGCGAAUCUAUAAAUGACGGUAAAGAGCAAUACUGUUCAGUAUGUUCAUUUGCGGUCACUGAGAAUAAUAAGUCUCUAUUAAACCACUUAAACCUGCACCGUGAUAAUUAUUUCUUUUGCAUGCUUCACUGUGGCUUUAGUUUUAAAAAUUUAGAAAACUGCCUAUCACAUGAAAUACGCGAACAUAAUUACUACUGGCAUCCUAAGUCUCGUACCAAUCAGCCAAAAGCGGGUUUCCAUUGCUCAUUUUGUCGUGGAGGGUUUAACACUGAAUUACAACUGCAUGUUCACUGGCUGGUUAGCAAACAAAGUUGUAGCAAACUUAUGCAAAAAGUGGCCCAACAAGUGAAUUUUGUGCUAGGUGUGCACAAUAAAAGUCAAAUAAAAUUUAGCAACACAUUGUCCUCGGUACCUACAACCAAAUUGCGCCUAAAAUCCGAACCUUUAUCUCCAUUUUAUGUAAACAAGAGGCGAGCUCCAGUGGAAGACAUAUCUGAGCAGGGCGAUACUUUAGUAAGUAAACGCACAAAAAUCGCGGAAAAUACGGAUGUGGAAAUUAAAAAAGAACCUCUGGAGGAAUUUGACGAGGAAUAUUUUACCACUCCUUUGCCCAUUAUUCCAGAAGUGAUUAUAAAAACUGAAUCGGAUUUAAAAGAAGAUAUCAAAGAAGAACCCGAUGAUGAUUGUGAUAAACUUGACUUUUCCAAAAAACAGGAUAAAGAAACUCUCACAAGGCCUGUUCACUUGCAAGCCACAUCGUCAAUAACGCCAGCCUUAACCCCUUCGGAUGACGGUGGGAGCUCCCCAAAAAUUGUUCCCAGUACCACAGUUAUAAAACCUUUAAUGAAUUUUAAACUGGUCAAGUUAUCAUCAGCUACCGCGACGAAUGAAAACGCCAUUAGAGCUCUACCUCUCUUAUCAUGUCCAUUCAAAGCAAGUGUCAAUGUUAAAAAUAAUAACAUUGUUGUUUCCAACGCUAGUAAACCUUUACGUUUGUUUUCGAUACCUCUAAGCUACGUGAAUAUAAAGCCGCCGGCAACCGCGUUAAAUGAAAGCAUCACUAGAGCGCCACCUCUCUUGACAAUGCAAUUAAAAAAAGCUAAUGUCAAUGUGAAUAAUAAUAUUGCUUCCAUUCCUAGCAGUUCUCUACGUCUGGUUUCCAUUCCAUCGAUUGAGGAGAAAAUUACACCACCGGCUCUGCCUAUAAAUGAAAAUAUCGGUGGAGCACCAUCUCUUUUGCACAGGCAAUUAAACCCUAAUGCCAAUCUUAAUAGUAACAUAGCUUCUAUUGCGAGCAGCUCUUUACGUACGAUUUCCAUUCCUCCGAAGCAAGUUACAAAUGAAAAGACAAGUAAAGUCCCAUGCCUCGUGCCUAUGAAAUUAAAAACUAAGGCUACUGUUAACAGUGAAUGUACUAGCACUCCCGCACGUUUGGUGUCUGUGCCUCUCAAUCACAUGCAAAUUAUAAAAUUGCCAACUAGCACUCAAGUGACAAAAUGUAAUCAACCGGUAUUAAAUCCAAAUCUGCCGUUGAUCAAACGGACGGAUUUGAAAAAAUCACCUUUUCUACUUAAAUUCCAUCCACUAAAAAGUACACAAACGAUCCCAACAACGACAACAAUAUCUUCUGCAACGCCGCCUCCUUUGCUUUUCAAUGCAAAUCUGUUAAACACGCAGGAAAAGGUAGAAGCGAGUUCUACAAACAAGCCCACCACUGUUGAUGUGGAUGGUCUGAAAAGAUUGCCUGUGCAAGCUCCGAGUAAAGUCGAGUGUUUACGUAAGAAUGUGGUUAUAUCGAAAGAGAGAUUGAAGGCUUUGGAAAAUAUACCAGAAAAGAAGCAAUUAAUAGAUCAUUUUAUAAAACAAAUAGAACAAGUCGAACAAAAACAAACGGAGCAGAAGUCAAGUGGAACCCCUAACCUUAGAACAGAUUCCAUUAAUGAUAAAGUACAAUGUUUGGCGGUGAAUACUAGCAGCGCUUCAUUAAAUGUCACUUCCAAUCCGCCUUCGGUCUUUGUUUCCAUAAUUACAUCACCAAAUUUGGAAUUAAUGGAAGCUCGUCGACAGCAUCCUGACUAUCACUAUAGAUUGGUUUGUCCUUAUUGCCAGAAAGAUUAUGAACUAAAAGCUGGUUUGCGAAUGCAUUUGUUCAAUGCUCAUAAUUUGACACAAAAGGACUUACAUAAGAUAUGUGUACAAGCCAAACCAUUUAAAACAACCAUUCUUUUAAAAUCUUUGGAGAAUUAUCCAGAAAAAGUAAAAUCCUCAAGAGGUAAAAGAGAGGACUUUAUGGGCAACAUCCCGGAUGCAAAUGAGACAGUGGUCAGCCCCCCAGACUUUCCCGAUAACUCCACAAAAGCACUAUCCUCGCCUCCCUCAGUUGCGAAUGUUGCACCCAUUACAUUUUCUGCCUUGAAUAUGCACAAAACGCGUUACAUAUGCAACAAAUGUGGUCGUACUUGUUCGUCGAAGUCUAUGCUUCAUGAUCACGUUUUAGCCAAUUGUAGCCGUGUACCACGUUAUUCUUGUUCUCAAUGUCCGAAGAAGUUUUAUUCGAGUGGCACGUUACACUGCCAUACGUCCAUACACACUGGAGAAUUACCGCAUAAAUGUCAUUAUUGUGAUAAACGUUUUCGUACCAAGGGACAAGUAACUGUACAUCAUCGUACUCAUACCGGGGAAAAGCCAUUUGUUUGCGAGGUAUGCUCUGUUCGCUUUACUCAUCGUGAAACUUUAAUAGCUCAUCUAUCGCGGCAUAUUGGUAUGAAACGCUACAAAUGUUACGGCUGCGACGAGCUUUUCCUUUGUAUAAGCGCUUUGAAAACCCAUCGCAACACACGCCCCGAUAGUUGCGGAAAAAUAAAAUUUAACCCUCGCGCUGUUGGACCACGUGUUCGAGUGGUACGCGGCAAUGUCAUGUUUGAACCACAGCCGGAAAUAAAUCCUUAUCUUAGAUCUGAAGAUCCAAAAAAUGUUUUGGCUGAGUUACAGAAUCAUGAAUCACCGUCAUUUACACUGCAGAGGAAUCUUAAUUGAUAUUGCACUUUCUUAUGCCCACUCCCGAGCGGGAAAGUCUUUUAUCACCUAGUAUACACAUAAAACAAUGUCAAUCUCAGAAACUUAGAUUCAAAACUCAUUUCUAUAAUUUAUACCCGCAGGUUAUGGAAAGCAUGUAAUUUUUAUAUAGUAAAUAUCGAUCUAAAGUUCACAGUAUUUUCCAGCAAUUUUUUUAGGGAUUUCAAAUAUUCGCUUUGCCGCGAACGUAAGCAGAACAUUUUUCUGUUGAUCGAAUGAAAUUUUGGAAUGUUUUUCUCGUCUGAUUUUAAC
Messenger RNA from Glossina fuscipes, 3912 nucleotides. RefSeq lists its product as uncharacterized. NCBI's taxonomy places the organism in Eukaryota, Metazoa, Arthropoda, Insecta, Diptera, Glossinidae. Gene Ontology annotation, molecular function: DNA-binding transcription factor activity; RNA polymerase II cis-regulatory region sequence-specific DNA binding. Gene Ontology annotation, biological process: regulation of transcription by RNA polymerase II. The record is from RefSeq and is a predicted model, not a curated record. The transcript is spliced from 6 exons. The coding region runs from base 328 to 3621 and encodes 1097 amino acids.